Molecule: messenger RNA, 2551 nt
Organism: Saccostrea echinata
Lineage: Eukaryota; Metazoa; Mollusca; Bivalvia; Ostreida; Ostreidae
Product: targeting protein for Xklp2 homolog
Exons: 13
Coding region: 35-2500 (821 amino acids)
Biological process (GO): regulation of mitotic spindle organization; activation of protein kinase activity
Cellular component (GO): microtubule; spindle
Source: RefSeq, a predicted model, not a curated record
UGAAUUUUUUGUGUUAUUGCUGAAAAAACAAGACAUGUCCAUGGACAUUCUUGGGGAUGAUGUGUGGGAGUAUAAUGCUCCACAGUAUGUUGAUUUUGCAGCUGGUGAAGAUGAUCCCAAUGCCGACGCAUGGUUUGAUCAGCAAAAUGAACAUGGCAACAAUCCAGCACUAAAAGAGGAUGUUUGUGCAACACCCCCAGUUGAGAAUCGCAGAUUAACAAGAUCCAUGUGUGCCACUCCUCAAAAUGAAAAAAACUUACCAGAAGCAACAGAAAAGAAAAAAACACCUGCCAAAAAGUUAGAUACCCCGUCUAGAAGUGUUGCUACAAAAACUGACGGAUCAAAAACCACAGAUAAUAACAUUGAUGGAUUGAAAACCACAGACGAUAAAAAAAAAUCUGCCAUGCCAUUGAAACAAGCACCGGUGUCUAAGAGCACACCAGACACGAGGGGAAGAUCACGAUCAUUAAAGCGAACCAAUUCAAUGAGAGUGGUCAAUCCCACUGAGCUUCAUAAGAGGAGAUCAGCGGAUCCUGUGAGGGUUCCCGUGAUUCCCUCAGCAGAUAAACCACCAGAAAAGACAGUUUCUAAUCCUAUUAUCAACAAAGCUAAAUCAAUGAUUAGAAGAAGUGCUUCACGGGUACAGGAUGGUCCCAAGGAACCACGGGAGCGUACCCGGUCUAUUGAUGGUGCUGUCCAUUCUAGAACACAGUCUACUACCUCAAGCGGUCCCUGUAACAAUACAUCACAAAAUGAAGUUGCAGCUCCCACCUCCAAGAUGCCAAAAUUAACUGUACCCACAACUCCAACUUUCAUGAGGAGAAAACCCAUAGGAAAGACUGAAAAAGUCAAGACUUCUGAAGAAAAGCAGCUGGAAGAAAUUGCCAAUAUUAAAGCGGAAUUCAACAAAAGGAAAAAAAUGACACAGAAAUCAUAUCAAACAGCUAUGAAGUCUACAGGUGUUGUGCCUGUGCAUUCCAAAAUGGAACCCACAAAACCAGAGCCCAUCCACUUUGAGACUGACAGUCGCAUAAAAUCUCACCCCACCAACAACAACAGUGCUGAUAAAAAGGUGGAUUUUGUCCGCAUUCUAAGAUCAAACUCCAGGGGAAGAUCACCGGCUCCUGCAGAAAGAGUGCCCACUAAACCUCAGCCAUUUAAACUUUCUGAGGGAAGAAAACGAAAAGCAGAUACUGAUUCAGAAACUUAUAAAAGUAUGGCAGAACAGCUAGUUACCUUCCAUAAACAAACACCUGAUAGAUUUCAUUCUCACUCCAAAAAAGUGCCUGAGAAAACAAAGAGUCUUCACUCUCGCUCUCCUGUGCCUGGACUCACCGUGCCAAAAACUCCUAACUUUGAAUCUACAAGCCGUUCUCGUCCUGUACUUGUUCCAAGUCAAAAGGACCUAGAGGAAAAAGAGAUUGAGGAAAUGAAAAAGAAUCAAUUUAAAGCACACCCUGUGAACAAAAAGAUCCUGAGUAAUCCCAAUACUGGUGUGAAAAAGGUGACCCCAAAGCCUGUUACAAAGUUUGAGGAGUUUGAAUUUGAAGGUGGCAGAAGACCUCACAACAAUAGCAUGAAAAGAGACAAAGAGGAGAAAUAUGAAUUCCACGCUCAGCCUGCACCAAAGAAAAUCUUAGAAGGACCAGUGGGGAUUAAGCCAGUCAAGUCGCUUCCAGUGACCCUCCCUCAGUCCCCUGCCUUUUGCCUCCGACAGCGUGUGCGGCUCCCCAUGCCCAAAGAGGAAGAGGAGGAGGUGUCUAAGGUGAUGAAGAGUCAUGCAGUGCCUCAUGUUGGAGUACCUUUCCAGCCAAUUUUGAAUCAUAAAAGUACAAUCCCUGAGCCAUUCACAUUUGAGGAAAGAGAUAAACUUGCGAUGGCAAAAAAGCAAGAGAAAAUUGAGGAGAUUUAUGAGGAGGAGAGGAAGGUAAUGCGAGAAUUUCAUGCCCAGCCUUUACCUGUUGGAGAGGAUGCACUGCCUCUCAAGAAAACCAAACCAGCGACGAUCCCAGAACCAUUUCAUUUGGAGGCUGAUGAGAGAGGAGCAAAGAGACUUCAAGAAUUCAGUCAUAAGGUUGAAGAAGAAAACAAGCAGUUAAAGGCACAGGCAAAAUUUAAAGCCCACCCUGCCAAAGUAGUCCAUCAAGAACCAUUCUGUCCACAAAAAUCUACCAAACCUCUCACAGAUAUCAGUGGAUUUGAACUAAACACAGAACAUAGGUCACAGAAAAGAGAAAAUUUUGAAAUGUAUAAAAAGGCUAGAGAAGCACAACUUGAAGCAGCCAAGCGUGAGAUAGAACGCCAGAAAGAGGAGGAAGAAAAGGCCGCUGUUGCUAAAAUGAGGGCAGAUGCCGUUCACAAACCACAGCGAAUUAAGCGGUACAAGUCAGUGGAAGUCUUACCAAGUGAUAGGCCUAUAACAAUAGCCGAGUCCCCAAAUUUUGAAACGGACCGUAGACUAAGGAGCAAAGUCGAUAACCUCUCUCAUAACAAGUUUUAAUAAUUGAAAUGGUACAUGUUGACUUGCUUGACUAUGUACAAUACAUGUACU